Molecule: messenger RNA, 2305 nt
Organism: Eleginops maclovinus (Patagonian blennie)
Lineage: Eukaryota; Metazoa; Chordata; Actinopteri; Perciformes; Eleginopidae
Product: potassium voltage-gated channel subfamily S member 2-like
Exons: 2
Coding region: 490-1935 (481 amino acids)
Biological process (GO): potassium ion transmembrane transport; regulation of delayed rectifier potassium channel activity; protein homooligomerization
Cellular component (GO): voltage-gated potassium channel complex; membrane
Molecular function (GO): protein binding; voltage-gated potassium channel activity
Source: RefSeq, a predicted model, not a curated record
GAGAGAGAGCGAGAGAGAGGGGAAUUCCCUCGCGCAGGCAGAAGCGGCAGGGCGUGUUUCAGCUCCUCUGGCUCCCGGAAUCCACUGUUAGAGAUGUAGCCGAUACCUGUAACCGAGGGAGACCCGGCAGAUGCUGGAUUUAAGGACUACAUGCUACAACAAGCCUUCGGGUAUAUUUGUGGCGGGACCGUAAAUGUUUUUCAGUGCGGGGGUAACAUUACACUGAAAUCGCGCAGACUCCUUUUGGAAGACACUUCGUCCUGUUUACUCCAGUUGACAGAGACGCGCCUAUGGCUGAAGAGGGCAGAUGGCUCUGCGUUUAUAACAGGGCCACAACUUGGAUACCAACGGCAGUCAAAAUGGAGAGUUUACUCGUGGGGGUUAGUGAGCUGACCCCCCUUUAAAGUUUGUUGUUCUUACAGUCUAAAGAGAAGUCUCAAAAGAGAAGGCAACACCUUUCAUCUACGUCAGUGUGUCCCUCUCUCAGACAUGACGGGUCAGGCCCUAGGGAGACCAGGCGGCAGGGCUCACAUGGAUGACAACGCCGUCAUCUGCAUCAAUGUUGGCGGCUUCAAGAAACGUCUUCAGUCCGAUACUCUCUCCAGGUUCCCCGAGACCAGGCUUGCGCGUUUACUCCAAUGUCAGUCCAAAGAGUCCAUCCUGGAGCUGUGCGACGACUACGAUGACUCAGAGAGAGAGUUCUACUUCGACAGGAACCCCGCACUUUUCCCCUACGUGUUGAAUUUCUACAACACGGGGCGGCUGCACGUCAUGGCUGAGCUGUGCAUAUUCUCCUUCAGCCAGGAGAUCGAGUACUGGGGCAUCAACGAGUUCUUCAUUGACUCCUGCUGCAGCAGUUUCUACCACUGUAGGAAGAUGGACCAGGACCAGGACCGGGAAGAUUGGGAUGAGAGGAGCGAUGAAGGGAGCACCACUUCAUCUUUUGAUGAGUUAUUGGAGUUUUAUAGCGACGCCACCAAGUUUGACAAGCAGCUACUCGGGGGCGCAAGAAGGCGCGUGUGGCUCAUGCUGGAUAACCCCGGCUACUCGUUGGCCAGCCGCAUCAUCAGCAUCCUCUCUAUCCUGGUGGUGCUAGGCUCUAUUGCCACAAUGUGCAUGAACAGCAUGAGCGAGUACAGUCUGUUGGACAGUGAUGGGCAACCCACAGAGGACCCCCGUUUCGAGACUGUGGAGCAUUUUGGCAUCGGCUGGUUCACCCUGGAGCUGGUCGCUAGGUUCAUGGUGGCGCCAGAUCUCCGCCAUUUCUUUGAGUACCCGUUAAAUAUAAUCGACCUGGUGUCCAUACUUCCAUUUUACCUGACACUCCUUAUAAACCUGGUGGUGGAGAGCAGCCCGGCUCUGGCCAACCUUGGUCGUGUUGCACAGGUGUUAAGGCUGAUGAGGAUUUUCCGCAUCUUGAAGCUGGCCCGUCACUCCACAGGGCUCCGCUCCCUGGGGGCAACCCUCAGGAACAGUUACAAAGAGGUGGGCCUGCUGCUGCUCUACCUAGCCGUUGGGGUUUCGUUUUUCUCAGUCAUGGCCUACACGGUGGAGAAAGAGGACAGCGAGGACCUCUCCACCAUCCCGGCGUGCUGGUGGUGGGCCACUGUCAGCAUGACCACCGUCGGGUAUGGAGAUGUGGUGCCACUGUCCAUAGCGGGCAAGCUGACUGCCUCGGCGUGCAUCCUGGCCGGGAUCUUAGUAGUUGUGCUUCCAAUAACGCUAAUUUUCAACAAAUUCUCUCUCUUCUACAAGAGACAAAAACAGCUGGAGAUUGCAAUGAGGGGCUGCAAUUUUGAGGAGGGGAUAAAAGCGGUGCCCUCGGUCAACCUGCGGAACUAUUACGCCCAAAAAGUUAAAUCCUUCAUGGCGAGCUUGUCAAAUAUGAGCCGGAGUUCUCCCAGUGAACACAGUCUAAAUGAAUCCAUACACUGAAGCAAUUUGAUUCAGCUGUCCAUAGUGCUGAAUCCUCUUGGUCAGAAAACCACUUCCUUCCACUUAUGUCUGACUCUUGCCUCUCUGUAGCUCAGUGCAAUAAUGUGUUAAUAUAUUUGUCAUUCACAAUGAGAAAGUCAGAACAUGUACAAAACCACCUGCAUAGGAUUUCUCACUGUGCAUUAUUAUGGCCCGUCACCGAAUAGGCCCACGCUGUAGUCCAUCCUCCAGUUAGACUUGUUUUCAUCAAAUAUGUCAGAAAGUAACUCUAGCUAUAUCUCUUUUGAAAGAGUGUUGAUGUGUAAUUACGUUGCAACAAGAUUACUUCAGAUGUGUGGUUAAAGCAAACUAUUAAACACAAAUGCAUAAA